Molecule: messenger RNA, 1728 nt
Organism: Closterium sp. Yama58-4
Lineage: Eukaryota; Viridiplantae; Streptophyta; Zygnematophyceae; Desmidiales; Closteriaceae
Source: the annotation of a GenBank genome assembly
AUGAAGGAAUGCGGAUGGCAAGAGAGAGUGGCGCUUAGGAGGGAACUUAGCGAGGGAAGCAGCAGCAGUCGUUCCAAGGUGCAUCAGGAGGCUGCUCCUCCCAUUGUGACCCGCGCAGCAGUUGGACUCCCAUUGCCGGCACUCCAAGCCACCACCCUCCCAGCAGCAGCGAGACUCCCACCAGCAGCCCUCCCAGCAGCACAGAGACUCCCACCAGCAGCCCUCCCAGCAGCACAGAGACUCCCACCAGCAGCCCUCCCAGCAGCAGCGAGACUCCCACCAGCAGCCCUCCCAGCAGCACAGAGACUCCCACCAGCAGCCCUCCCAGCAGCACAGAGACUCCCACCAGCAGCCCUCCCAGCAGCACAGAGACUCCCACCAGCAGCCCUCCCAGCAGCAGCGAGACUCCCACCAGCAGCCCUCCCAGCAGCAGCGAGACUCCCACCAGCAGCCCUCCCAGCAGCAGCGAGACUCCCACCAGCAGCCCUCCCAGCAGCAGCGAGACUCCCACCAGCAGCCCUCCCAGCAGCAGCGAGACUCCCACCAGCAGCCCUCCCAGCAGCAGCGAGACUCCCACCAGCAGCCCUCCCAGCAGCAGCGAGACUCCCACCAGCAGCCCUCCCAGCAGCACAGAGACUCCCACCAGCAGCCCUCCCAGCAGCACAGAGACUCCCACCAGCAGCCCUCCCAGCAGCAGCGAGACUCCCACCAGCAGCCCUCCCAGCAGCAGCGAGACUCCCACCAGCAGCCCUCCCAGCAGCAGCGAGACUCCCACCAGCAGCCCUCCCAGCAGCACAGAGACUCCCACCAGCAGCCCUCCCAGCAGCAGCGAGACUCCCACCAGCAGCCCUCCCAGCAGCACAGAGACUCCCACCAGCAGCCCUCCCAGCAGCAGCGAGACUCCCACCAGCAGCCCUCCCAGCAGCAGCGAGACUCCCACCAGCAGCCCUCCCAGCAGCAGCGAGACUCCCACCAGCAGCCCUCCCAGCAGCAGCGAGACUCCCACCAGCAGCCCUCCCAGCAGCAGCGAGACUCCCACCAGCAGCCCUCCCAGCAGCAGCGAGACUCCCACCAGCAGCCCUCCCAGCAGCACAGAGACUCCCACCAGCAGCCCUCCCAGCAGCAGCGAGACUCCCACCAGCAGCCCUCCCAGCAGCACAGAGACUCCCACCAGCAGCCCUCCCAGCAGCAGCGAGACUCCCACCAGCAGCCCUCCCAGCAGCACAGAGACUCCCAUCACCCGCACUCCCAGCUGCCCGUGAGGGAGUGGCGUGCGGUGGGGUGGUUGAGCGUCAUGAUGCAUUCGCCUUCGCCUUCGCAUUCGCAUUCGCCUUCCCCUUCACCUUCCCCUUCACCUUCCCCUUCGCCUUCCCCUUCGCCUUCCCCUUCGCCUUCCCCUUCGCUUUCCCGUCUGCAGCAACCUCAGCAACGUCCCUCAUGAUCGUCGUCGCGGAUCGUCGUCGCAGAUCGUCGUCGCAGAUCGUCGUCGCAGAUCGUCGUCGCAGAUCGUCGUCGCAGAUCGUCGUCGCAUAUCGUCGUCGCAUGUCGUCGUCGCAGAUCGUCAUCGCAUAUCGUCGUCGCAUAUCGUCGUCGCAGAUCGUCGUCGCAGAUCGUCGUCGCAUAUCGUCGUCGCGGAUCGUCGACGCUCAUAAAAAAACGCCAUCGCGGUCGUCGACCUUGGAAUAUCCGCCUCGAUCGUCGACGUCAAAACUCCCGUCUCAGUACUAA